AUGAUAUUGCCGUGUUUUUUUGUGGCAGCGGCGCCGGCGUUGCUCACCGCUAAGGCAACGUGGACGGCGAGGAGGAUUGCGGUGAUUAUUCCGAAUGCGGUAUUCUUCAUUGCUCUCAAGAAGGCGAUCGUUUGGACUUUGGACGUUGCGAUUACACUUUUGGAUGGGGUUGCGUUUGGAUGGAUUGCGAAGAAGGGAAUGGAAAAUGGAAAAUAUUUGUGA
Molecule: messenger RNA, 222 nt
Organism: Anisakis simplex (herring worm)
Lineage: Eukaryota; Metazoa; Nematoda; Chromadorea; Rhabditida; Anisakidae
Source: the annotation of a GenBank genome assembly